CCUUCUCCUCCUUCUCCUGCUGACAACCAGGGACCCUCCACACCACACCCAUGGCCUGCUACAACCGCUGCCGCCCCUGUGGACCCACCCCGCUGGCCAACAGCUGCAACGAGCCCUGUGCCCUGCAAUGCCAGGACUCCCACGUUGUCAUCAACCCUUCCCCCAUGCUGAUCACCCUGCCAGGACCCAUCAUGACCUCCUUCCCCCAGAACACCGCUGUCGGAUCCACCUCCUCGGCUGCUCUUGGCAGUGAACUCAGUGCCCAGGGACAGCCCAUCUCUGGUGGAUUUGGUGGCUUUGGCUAUGGCCGUGGAUUUGGCUAUGGGCUGGGUGGCCUGGGCUGCUAUGGCAGAAGGGGUGGCUACAUCUGCUAAGGACCCUCAGCACCAGCGCUGACACCAC
This is a messenger RNA of Corvus hawaiiensis (hawaiian crow), 402 nucleotides long. RefSeq names its product feather beta keratin-like. NCBI's taxonomy places the organism in Eukaryota, Metazoa, Chordata, Aves, Passeriformes, Corvidae. The transcript has 2 exons. Bases 51 to 374 code for a protein of 107 amino acids. Gene Ontology annotation, molecular function: structural constituent of cytoskeleton. Gene Ontology annotation, cellular component: intermediate filament. The record is from RefSeq and is a predicted model, not a curated record.